Messenger RNA from Fusarium keratoplasticum, 1806 nucleotides. RefSeq lists its product as uncharacterized. Gene Ontology annotation, cellular component: cell surface; fungal-type cell wall; extracellular region. The coding region runs from base 1 to 1806 and encodes 601 amino acids. The record is from RefSeq and is a predicted model, not a curated record. The transcript is spliced from 2 exons. NCBI's taxonomy places the organism in Eukaryota, Fungi, Ascomycota, Sordariomycetes, Hypocreales, Nectriaceae. Gene Ontology annotation, molecular function: 1,3-beta-glucanosyltransferase activity; glucan endo-1,3-beta-D-glucosidase activity. Gene Ontology annotation, biological process: cell wall organization.
AUGAAGGGAGGAAUUGCUGCCGCCGCCGUUGCGGCCAUGGCCACUGGCGCCCACGCCGCUUACCCUCACCACCGCCGCGCCCACGACCUCUUCCGUCGUGGUGAGGUUUGCGUCCCCAGCUGCACCACCAUCUGGACCACCUACUACGGCGAGCCUACUCUCAUCCCCAACCCUCCCCCUCCUGCUCCCAAGACCAAGGAGGUUGUCACCACCAAGGCUCCUGAGGCUCCCAAGCCUACCUAUGAGGCUCCCAAGCCGACCUACGAGGCUCCUAAGCCCAAGCCUACCACCACCAAGGUCGUCGAGGUCCCGGUCGUCCCUAUUCCUACUCCCCAGGAGUACAACUGCCCGACCCCUGGCACUUACACCUUCCCCGCCACCACCCUGACCGUGACCGAGUCCACCACCGUCUGCGUCGGCGAGUCCACCAAGGUUCCCUCCGGAACUCACACCUUCGGCGGUGUCACCACCGUUGUCGAGCAGCCCACGACCAUCACCUGCCCCUACGCCAAGGAGACUGAGCACGAGGGCAAGGUCACCAGCGUCAUCGAGACCACCGUCUUUGUCUGCCCUACCGCUGGCACCUACACCAUCGCUCCCGUCACCAAGAGCUGCACCGAGGAGACCGUCCUGGUCUACCCCGUCCCCACCAGCUACGCUCCUGGCACCUACACUGCUCCCGAGCAGGUUGUGACCGUCACUGAGACCGACUACGUCUACGUCUGCCCCUACUCUCAGGUUGGCGUCCCUACUUCCUCCAAGGCUCCUGAGGCUCCCAAGCCUACCUACGUGGCUCCUAAGCCUACGUACGAGGCCCCCAAGCCCAAGCCCACCACCGCUGUUUACGAGGCUCCCAAGGAGAAGCCCUCCACUCCCGUCUACGAGGUUCCCACCGAGAAGCCUUCCACCCCUGCCUACACCCAGCCCGCUUAUGAGAAGCCCUCCGCUGCUCCCAAGCCCAAGGCCCAGCCCAAGAAGGUUUCCACUGGCGGCUCCCUCCGAGGUGGCAACGACCACUACGGUAUCACCUACACCCCCUACGAGUCCUCCAACGGUGACUGCAAGUCCGCCGACAAGGUUGACCAGGACAUUGCUGAGCUCAAGGAGGCUGGUUUCCAGAUCAUCCGAUCCUACUCUACUGACUGCGACACCCUCAAGUCUGUUGGCGGUGCCUGCAAGAAGCACGGUAUUGACAUGAUCAUUGGUGUCUUUGUCAAGGCCUCUGGCUGCUCUUACGAGACCCCCGAGAUCAAGGAGCAGGUCGACGCCAUCGCCGAGUGGGCUCAGUGGGAUCAGGUCAAGCUCUUCGUUGUCGGUAACGAGGCCAUCAUGAACGGCUUCUGCUCUGCUGCCGAGCUCCGCGAACUCAUCACUGUUGUCAAGUCCAAGUGCUCCGGCUACACCGGUCCUUACACCAUCGCCGAGACCCUCAACAUCUGGGAGCAGCCCGAGACCAAGUCCGCCAUCUGCGACGUUGUUGAUGUCACUGGUGCUAACAUCCACCCCUACUUCAACGCCGAGGUCACCCCCUCCGACGCCGGUACCUUCGUCUCUGGCCAGCUCGACCUCCUCAGCAAGAUCUGCGAGGGUAACGACGUGAUCAACCUGGAGUGCGGCUGGCCCUCUGAGGGUAACUGCAACGGCUCUGCUUGCCCCGGUAAGUCGGAGCAGGCUGAGGCUAUCAAGUCUAUCCGCGAGAGCUGCGGUGACAAGACUGUCUUCUUCUCCUACGAGGAUGACAAGUGGAAGGAGCCCGGCUCCUGCAACUGUGAGCAGAGCUGGGGCUGCAAGAGCGCCUUCUACUAA